CUUGUGAAAACUCCGGUCGUUGUGCACAAGGCCCCUCCAUCGCGGCGCGUUUGUGUGUGUGUUCGUGUGAUUGUUCGACUCGUUUGUGGUUUCGUUUCGAAAACCGCAACAACGUGAAUCACGGCCACGACAAACGGGAAACCACCGGAGCUAAUUGAAUAUAUCGAACGAUGGACGGCAACGGUGACAAGCUCAAUGUGGAAGGAAUUGGAAUGAGGGUCCUUUUGUUACGGUGAUCAUGUCGCUGGUUCCCGGAGGCCGAAAUUAUGUUGCGUCGCAUAUCCUUGCGUCGCGUCCCAUUCAUGGUUGGACUCUUCCUCGGAGUCAUCGCAUCGCUGCUCCUUGUCUCUCCGUUGAGCUGUGAUGUUGAUGCCGACGUUGCCAUCAGACCGAUCAUCAAUCUUCAAACCAGGGAUACCGAAGCCAACAAACAAUACUCGACUGUGAUUCGGCCAAGAUUCUAUUCAACGGAAUUAGAAAUUAAGGAAAAACUUCUGGUCAUCAGCUUGAGCGAUCGCGAGAACUUUGAUGAUUUCGGCAGAGCCUUCAACCACACUCUCGCUUCUCAUGCUUCGAAACUCGUGUUUUACGUCUGUUCAGACUCCGCAUCGAAUAGCUCCGCAUCUCGAGCAAACGUGGUGUUUGUUCACAGUGAAUGCAAUCGCUUGCUCUACCACGCCAUGCUUCACAUAGAAACAAGACAACUAGCCAAAGAAUAUGAUUUCGUGCUAAUCGCUCGAGCUUCAACCUUCCUGCGAGGCGACAACCUCAUGUCCCUCGUCAAUCAUAUGAGCAUAUCUCAGGACAUUUACAUGGGAACCCCCCUGGCAACAGACCCGAGAAUUUGCGACUUGGAAUACGGGAUCCUGUUUUCGGAGUCAGUACUGUUCAGGAUCCUUCCAAACCUUCAGAAGUGUCGCGGUGAUGCAGAUUUUCUAGAUGACGAUGACGCGUUGACUUGCCUUCUGAAGUACAACCCGAUAUCUUGUCAGACCCGCGUAGGCAACAGUCAGUAUUUAUCAGUGGACGCUGAUUCAAGACUCGAUCCGAGAUCUUUCUCUGACUCACAGCGACCAGUGAUAAGCGUUGCUCCAUUGAACUACCAUAAUAACUUCUACCAACUGAAUCAUAAACUAGACCAGCAAACCUACAAGAAAGUUCAAAGGCAACUCGUCGGCAUCAGCAGUAACAUAGCCGAGAUAAACGACAGGUGUAGUCUGCCGGAUCUCUGGCCCCGUGGAUUGCGGAAGUUCUUCCAGCCAAAAAAACGCUUCGAUGUCAUCAGGACUACUUACUUCAAUAUGACGCACCUAUUUUGGAAUACUGAUAACAAGGUGAUUGAAGCUCUGAACGAGAUUUCUUCGAGCGACAUAGAAUCAAUCGUCAGAGCAUGUGAGAAGCAUCUCCAAGAAAAGGUGACGCUCGUCAACGGCUGGCUGACAGUCGAUCCAGUCAUCGGAGCCACGUAUCUGAUCGACGUAUCGCUGAACGGAAAUCUCAAACGACUCAAAGUCGUCAGACCCCUGAGCCUGUCCGAACUGACACCGAUGCCCUACGUAACCGAGAGCACGAGAAUCUCGAUCGUGGUUGUGGUCCAUGGCGGUGAAAUCGAUAGAGCUUUGGCUUUUUUGCAGAACUACUCGAAAUUGAUGCAAAAAGGAGAUAACUCGAUGCUUCUGCUCGUGUUCGCGUACAGAGAUAAGGAAAACGAAGAAGACGGUUUCGAUCGGGUCCGCAAAUUAGCCGAAACAUAUUCAAAACAGUUUUUGAAAAAAGCGGCGAGGAUAGCGGUACUGAAAAUUCAGUGUCCAGAGCACAUACCGGAAUUCGGACUGAUUGAUAUUGUCGCCUCUAAGCUCUCACCUGAAGGGAUAAUGCUCAUCGUGCAACCGAACGUUCUUCUGACGGAGAAUUUCCUCAACCGUGUACGCUUGAAUACCAUCAGGAACGAGCAAACGUUUUUACCAGUACCCUUUACCUUAUAUAAGAACCUUGCACAAACAGUGGGCCAAUCUAUCACCAAAGACUCCGGUUUUUUCGAUAUCAAUAAUGUCGAAAACCUCUCAAUUUUUGUGGGUGACUAUUUACGUAUUCGUAGGAAUUUGCCACUUAUUCCGCUAGCGACGGUCUCAGCCGACUUGGACAGGGAAGCGUACAAAGAUUGUAUAUACGGUAUAGCCGAGGUGCUCCUCGCGACCAAAGAACUCCAUGUAAUGAGAGCCGCGGAGCCUGAGCUGCGGAUAGAAUAUAUGCACAGAGUCUGCGAGAACGUCACUUCUAAUUCUCGCCAGUCUGCUCACUGCAAGCGGACGAACAAAAUCACGGUUGGGAGCAAGAAAUAUCUAGCCUCGCUGGUAGCGUCUUGAUAUUGUUCGAACCCGGGUCGAGGAGAUAGGAAUUUUUAUAA
Molecule: messenger RNA, 2407 nt
Organism: Galendromus occidentalis (western predatory mite)
Lineage: Eukaryota; Metazoa; Arthropoda; Arachnida; Mesostigmata; Phytoseiidae
Gene: Chpf
Product: Chondroitin polymerizing factor
Exons: 6
Coding region: 267-2366 (699 amino acids)
Cellular component (GO): Golgi cisterna membrane
Molecular function (GO): glucuronosyl-N-acetylgalactosaminyl-proteoglycan 4-beta-N-acetylgalactosaminyltransferase activity
Source: RefSeq, a predicted model, not a curated record